Molecule: messenger RNA, 1447 nt
Organism: Serpula lacrymans var. lacrymans S7.9
Lineage: Eukaryota; Fungi; Basidiomycota; Agaricomycetes; Boletales; Serpulaceae
Exons: 4
Coding region: 5-1141 (378 amino acids)
Biological process (GO): regulation of transcription by RNA polymerase II; regulation of cyclin-dependent protein serine/threonine kinase activity
Cellular component (GO): nucleus; transcription factor TFIIK complex
Molecular function (GO): cyclin-dependent protein serine/threonine kinase regulator activity
Source: RefSeq, a predicted model, not a curated record
UAGUAUGGCAACCGAAAACUUGAACAUAUCAAAAGAUUCUACACCAGCAGCUACGUCGACGACGACUGCGACGGCAACUGUUGAAAGGAAACCUCUUUAUGAAGCAAGUACACAGUACAGAAACUGGAGAUACUCACCCGCAAAAUUGGCCAAUGUCCGAGCAUCGCUCAACACUGCGGCUGUCACCGCCAUCCGGACAAAGUUUGAAGUAGAUGAACCAGGAUCAUCAUCAACAGUAUCGUUCUUAGAUGCUGAUGAAGAGCAGCUGCUCGUGAAACUAUAUAUCAGUAAAAUACCACAGUUAUGUGGCCACUUCCGUUUCCCAGAAGAAGUCGAAGCUACAGCCAUAAGCUAUCUAAAACGCUUUUAUCUCAAAAAUACUGUGAUGGACUGGCACCCAAAAAAUGUCAUGUUGACUGCUCUCUUUCUCGCUUCCAAGACAACAAAUAAUCCCAUAACGCUGGAGUCCUAUACUACUCACAUUCCCAGGACUUCACCGUCAGAUGUGCUGGACCUUGAGUUUCUCGUCGCGCAGAGCCUGGGUUUCGAGUUUGCAAUAUGGCACGCACACCGUGCACUAUGGGGCAUCUGGCUAGACCUGCAGAGUCUACUAGACGCUCCCGCUGACCGUCCAGAAGAGAUCUACAAUACCGCUUUAGGUCGUGUGCGGUCUUCUCGAUUGACGGAUGUAGAGCUUAUCUACACCCCACCUCAAAUUGCGCUAGCAUGUCUAUCUCUCGCAUCCCCUGACCUAGCAUUGCAGUGGGCUAAUUCCAAGUUUGCUUCUCCUACUUCGUCACCGACGUCGACACCGUCCCCGACAUCCAGUGCAUUACAGACUAUUGUAGAAGCCAUCAAACUCGUUAUUACGCAGUUCGGGAAACCGCCAGACAUCGAAUCUGUUCGAGAGGUCGACCGUCGUCUUAGACUGUGCAAGAACCCAGAGAAAGUUAUUGGAAGCAAGGCAUAUGUAGCAAGGAAGACAGAAGAAGAACGUCGCGCAGAAGAAAAGCGCAAUCGAAAAGCACAAGUAGCUCGCCGCGCUAUGGACGAAAGCGACCCGUUCGGGACUGGAAUCAGCGGUCGCGAGAAGGGGGAGAAACUGGAAACCAUAGAUGAUGAUGAUGACGACGACGAAUAACGUGCUAGCAUCUGUCCAUAGCUUCGGUUGUCCUUGACUUCGAUCGCUAAGAUAACCCUCGCAUACUUAGUUCGCCAUGGAUUUUAUUGUAUUACCACCAUUCUGUACUCCUAUGACAGCUUAAGCAUAUACAUUUCCACCGAGACAUAGAAGCAUGCGAAAAUUUGCUGUAGGAAUAUAAUCUGGCGACAUCGGCUGCAUAUUGACCUCCUUUAGUUCCUAGUCUGUGCUUGCCGCAUUGCUAACCGCCUUCUGGGCAGUGGUCAUCGAGAUGUGGGAUGUGUGAGACGACUUCGCGAGAUGGUG